AACCACAAAAGAUUUCUAUAAAACCUCGUUCCUCAUAAUUCAAAUUCAACUGAAAAUCCCUCUCUCAUGGAUAAGUGUAGCAGUGCAAUGGAGUUUCUUGAGAAUAAGAACAUUCUGAUCACUGGGGCCACUGGUUUUCUUGCUAAGAUUUUGGUGGAGAAAAUCUUGAGGGUUCAACCAAAUGUGAAGAAACUCUAUUUACUAUUAAGAGCAGCAAACGAGUCGACAGCUUUGGAACGUUUCCAUAACGAGGUGAUAGGAAAGGAUUUGUUUCAAGUAUUAAAGAAGAUGUGGGGUAGAGACUUUGAUACCUUGAUUUCAGAGAAGGUUUGUGUGGUUCCUGGGGAGGUCUCACUCUCAGAAAUAGGAUUGAAAGAUUCAAAUUUGGUAGCAGAGAUGAAGAAUCAAGUGGAACUAAUUGUUAAUUUGGCUGCAACGACCAAGUUCGAUGAGAGAUACGAUGUAGCAGUUGGCACUAAUACCUUAGGAGCUAAACAUGUCGUCAGCUUUGCAAAGCAGUGUCCAAAUCUAAAACUCCUUGUCCAUGUAUCCACUGCUUAUGUUUCAGGAGAAAGGGGAGGGCUUAUCUUAGAAACUCCAUAUAAAUUGGGUGAGUCUCUUAAUGGCAUCCAAGGUCUAGACAUUGCUACGGAACAAAAGGUAAUGGAAGAAAAACUUGAACAACUUGAAGAGAAUGGAGCUACGAAAGAAGCCAUAACAUUAGCCAUGAAAGACUUUGGCCUUGAAAGGGCUAAGAUGUAUGGAUGGCCAAACACGUACGUAUUUACAAAGGCAAUGGGUGAGAUGAUGGUUAAUGAUCUAAAAGACAAUCUACCUGUGAUCAUCAUACGACCAACUAUAGUUACGAGUACUUACAAAGAACCUUUUCCCGGAUGGAUUGAAGGCAUCAGGACCAUUGAUAGUUUAAUUGUUGGAUAUGCUAAGGGAAAACUAACUUGUUUUCUUGCUGGGAUUAACUCAAUCGUUGAUUUGGUUCCUGCAGAUAUGGUGGUAAAUACGAUUAUCAUGGCAAUGGUAGCACAUGAGCUUCAACCAUCUGAUAAAGCAAUAUAUCAUGUGGGUUCUUCAGCAAGAAAUUCUAUGAGAUAUAUAGAUUUCCAACGUUUUAACUAUCAAUAUUUCACUAAGAAGCCAUGGAUAAACAAAGAGGGAAAUGCUGUGAAGGUUGGGAAAGUUACUGUCUACAACAAUAUGGCUAGUUUCCAAAGAUACAUGAACAUUCGCUACCUAUGUUUGCUAAAGGGAUUGGAAUUUGCGAACAAGGCCUUUUGUCACUCUUUUCAAGACAAGUAUGUUGACAUGAAGAGGAAGUUCAAUUUAGUGAUGCGGCUCAUCCAACUUUAUCGUCCAUAUCUAUUCUUCAAUGCUAUAUUUGAUGAUACAAAUGUAGAAAGGUUGAGAAUGGAUAUUGAAAAGAAAGAUAGAGAACCAGAGACCUUCUUGUUGGAUCCUAAAGAGAUUAACUGGGAGGAUUACUUCAUGAAUGUUCAUCUUCCUGGGCUGGUUAAACACGUCUUUAAAUGACUCUUAAAGUCCAACAACAAUUUAUAGUUCCUCAUUGAAUGCCUUUUAGUUUUAUUUCUUUUAAAUUACAGUGUACGUCUAUAAGCUUUUACUUUACUUUUAUUCUGCUUUUUUGCCCUUUUUGUUGUAUUUCAUUGAUGAUAAAAUUCUUAUUAUUUGUAUUCUAUUUAGGUUAGUGACAUUUUGUUGUUUGUUUCCACAUUGUGAUUUUAACGGCCCAGAUCCACCGCUAGUAGAUAUUGUU
Molecule: messenger RNA, 1789 nt
Organism: Cucurbita moschata (crookneck pumpkin)
Lineage: Eukaryota; Viridiplantae; Streptophyta; Magnoliopsida; Cucurbitales; Cucurbitaceae
Product: fatty acyl-CoA reductase 3-like
Exons: 10
Coding region: 67-1545 (492 amino acids)
Biological process (GO): suberin biosynthetic process; long-chain fatty-acyl-CoA metabolic process
Cellular component (GO): intracellular membrane-bounded organelle
Molecular function (GO): alcohol-forming very long-chain fatty acyl-CoA reductase (NADP+) activity
Source: RefSeq, a predicted model, not a curated record